This is a messenger RNA of Otolemur garnettii (small-eared galago), 1688 nucleotides long. It is a transcript of the gene PLSCR3, whose product is annotated as phospholipid scramblase 3. The record is from RefSeq and is a predicted model, not a curated record. The coding region runs from base 163 to 1032 and encodes 289 amino acids. Gene Ontology annotation, molecular function: phospholipid scramblase activity. Gene Ontology annotation, biological process: plasma membrane phospholipid scrambling. Gene Ontology annotation, cellular component: plasma membrane. The transcript has 7 exons. NCBI's taxonomy places the organism in Eukaryota, Metazoa, Chordata, Mammalia, Primates, Galagidae.
GGCGCCGCCCAAGAGACCCUGGGCGGGCGCACGGCUGCUUCUCCGCGUUUUCCUUUCCGUCUUUGUGUCUGUCUCCGUGUCUGUCUGGCUGUCUCCGAUCUUGCCUCCGCUUCCAGAACUAAGCCCCAACUCGGACAUCCUGAAAACCCCAGCCCCUUUCUCAUGGAAGGUUACUUGUCACCCAAAGGUUACGCCCCUUCUCCCCCACCUCCCUAUCCUGUGACCACUGGAUACCCGGAUCCGGCCUUGCAUCCUGGGCCUGGGCAGGCGCCGGCCCCUGCGCCUGGCUUCGCUCUCUUCCCCUCUUCCGUCCCCGUGGCCCCGGGGUCUGCUGCCCCCUUCUUGCCACUGCCAGGGGUACCUUCUGGCCUGGAAUUCCUGGUGCAGAUUGAUCAGAUCUUGAUUCACCAGAAGGCUGAGCGAGUGGAAACGUUCUUAGGCUGGGAGACCUGUAAUAGGUAUGAACUACGUUCGGGGGCCGGGCAGCCCCUGGGUCAGGCAGCCGAGGAGAGCAACUGCUGCGCUCGUUUGUGCUGUGGUGCCCGCCGGCCCCUGCGUGUCCGCCUGGCAGACCCCAGUGACCGUGAGGUGCUGCGUUUACUCCGCCCACUCCACUGUGGUUGCAGCUGCUGUCCCUGUGGCCUCCAGGAGAUGGAAGUACAAGCUCCACCAGGUACCACCAUUGGCCAUGUACUACAGACCUGGCAUCCCUUCCUCCCCAAGUUCUCCAUCCAAGAUGCUGAUCGCCAGACGGUCCUGCGAGUGGUGGGGCCCUGCUGGACCUGUGGCUGUGGCUCAGACACCAACUUUGAGGUGAAGACAAGGGAUGAAUCCCGUAGUGUGGGCCGCAUCAGCAAGCAGUGGGGGGGACUGCUCAGAGAAGCCCUCACAGAUGCAGAUGACUUUGGCCUGCAGUUCCCGCUGGACCUGGACGUGAGGGUGAAGGCUGUGCUGCUGGGAGCCACAUUUCUCAUUGACUACAUGUUCUUCAAGAAGCGAGGCGGCACUGGGCCCUCUGCUAUCACCAGUUAGAGACCACUUUGGUAUGAGACCAUCGCUUCAACCAGAACUCAAGAUGGUCACCUGCCUUGGCCUGGCCCCUCCUCAGAGGCAGCACCUUUCCUCCAUGUAUACUGCAGGGGACAGAUGAGGGGCCCAUCCCUACCCUCCUCCCUGGCCUCCAGCCCCUGUGGUCUCCACAGAAGAGUAUGUAUGAGAAAGCCUGCCCCCUGCUACCUCCUGCCACUGUCUCCUAGCAGUCCCUUAGCACAUAGGCAUGUCGGCUUUCAAACUUUCCCUACUCACUCCCUCCCACCCCCUUUGGGGGAUAGCCUCUGCUCCAGAGGAGGCCUUUGGAUCCCAGGACUUGGUUUUUAUGGUUAUGCAACAGAGCUGGUGUGGGGAAGGGCAAGUGGCACCAAAGAUGGCAGAUAUAGCCACCUGCAUCAGCUUGGCCAAGUAGCUCAGCCUCAGACCAUGGCACCUUGAGAGGGUCCCCACCUUCCUACCAGUAGCUGUGGGGUGGGCGGGCAGUGCCAGUUUCCUCUUCCCCUUGGGCCCUGCCCAUUGCUGGUGCUUGCUGCGGCGUCCUGUGCCUUAUUUAACCACCCUUCCUUCCCUUGCCCUAGGAAGGAGGCUGCAUCUUUGUAUGUUAUAUUCAUAUAAACUUUGUAACUUUUUGGACAUUG